AUGUCGAUCCUGAGAGACCAAUUUACCCCAGAGUCAUUGCCGUACCACAUAAUUGUUCCUUCUCUACCAGGAUAUGCUUUCUCCUCAGCUCCACCACUGGACUGCGAUUUCCAAUUGCAGGAUGUCUCCCGCAUUCUGAAUAAGCUUAUGACUGUACUUGGAUUUGAAGGUGGAUAUGCGGUGCAAGGCGGUGAUGUUGGCUCUAAGGUAGCUCGAGUUAUUGCAGCAACUUACGACGCCUGCAAAGUGAGUCUUCUACUGAAUGACACCAAUCCUGGGGUUUUGACCAGUAAUACAGUCAAUUUUGCUAUCAUGCAAGAGCCAAAAAAUUCUAUUGGCACAACCGAUGACAUAGAGGAGAAGGGUCUUGAACGAGCCCGGCAAUUUCAAAAGCUCGAAUCAGCCUAUGCUCUCAUCCAUGCGACAAAACCAGCGACUAUUGGCUACGUGCUCGCUGCAAAUCCACUCUCACUGCUAGCGUGGAUGGGCGAGAAGUUCCUUGACUGGAGCGACCAAGAUCUGCCACUGGAUGUCAUACUAGAGGCAGUGUCGCUAUACUGGCUCACGGAGACGUUCCCAACAUCCAUUUACCCUUAUCGCCAGCUCUUCACGCCCGGUGUUGUUGGUGCGCAUGAGAACCCAGUGUGGUACAUUGAGAAGCCUAAACCGCUUGGUUAUUCGUACUUCCCGUUGGAAAUCUCUCCGACUCCUCGUAGCUGGGUAGCUACGACGGGCAAUCUCGUCUUUCAUCGGCAGCAUCACUCGGGAGGACACUUUGCGGCUGUUGAGCGGCCUGAGGUUCUACUCAAGGACAUUGAAGACUUCCUCACAGAAUUCUGGCCUUGA
Molecule: messenger RNA, 846 nt
Organism: Bacidia gigantensis
Lineage: Eukaryota; Fungi; Ascomycota; Lecanoromycetes; Lecanorales; Ramalinaceae
Exons: 6
Coding region: 1-846 (281 amino acids)
Biological process (GO): epoxide metabolic process
Molecular function (GO): epoxide hydrolase activity
Source: RefSeq, a predicted model, not a curated record